Microsporum canis CBS 113480 is the source of this 4035-nucleotide messenger RNA. Its product is annotated as histone-lysine N-methyltransferase. The record is from RefSeq and is a predicted model, not a curated record. Gene Ontology annotation, molecular function: RNA binding; protein binding; histone H3K4 methyltransferase activity. The transcript is spliced from 2 exons. Lineage: Eukaryota; Fungi; Ascomycota; Eurotiomycetes; Onygenales; Arthrodermataceae. The coding region runs from base 1 to 4035 and encodes 1344 amino acids. Gene Ontology annotation, cellular component: Set1C/COMPASS complex.
AUGUCACGCGCCUCCGCCGGCUUUGCAGACUUCUUCCCUACGGCGCCCUCAGUCCUGCAGAAGAAGCGCAGCAGCAAGCAUAGCAGCACCGGCAGCACCAGCCUGGAUAACAGCACCAGCAGCAAGCAGAAGAGCAAGCCGGCCUCCUCUGACCUGGAGCAGCAGCAGCAGCAUGACGGCGGCGGCGGCGGUGGUGGUGGGGAGUUCUCUUCUCCCAACGGGCACCCAGACGCAGCAGAUGACGCAGCAACGGCAGAGACGACGCCCGCAGCCACUGAACAUACGGGCACGAUACCUACUGAACAUACGUCUACGGAGAAUGGCGAGGGAGACGCGAGGAUAGGCUCGUCCUCCAGCUCGACAGAGUCCUCCGUGUCGAGCUGCGUCUCUGCCGGCCCGUCUGCCGCGGCCACCACAAACGGGACCUCCAUCUACGCCCUCACGCCCCUUACCAACACCGACUCCUCGCCGCCGCGCAAGUCCGGCAGCCCAAUGCUUCCCUCCAGGCCGGCUGGCGCUUCUUCCUCUGCUGCUUCCGCCCUGCUCGACCGUCCAAGGGAGAGCGAGAACGCUGACGAUGCCAAGGCCGCCGCCUCCCUCCUGCUGCACACUCCCCCUUCGCCGUCUCCGUCACGGCUCCCUCGCCCGGCCGGUGCAAAGGGAUACCGGCUCGUCUACGAUCCAGACCUGGACAGGAAACCGUCCAGGGACAAGCGCCGGAAACCCCAGUAUGCUGCCUUUGGAGAGGACGAACCCGAUGCUGCUGUCACCGCCGCUGCUGCUCCUGGCAUCGCCCUGGUCGACCCGCGGAGAGCAAUUGUAAACUACACCCGUGGCGCGGCCAGCAAGCAAAAGACAAAGUACAGGCCGGCUCCCUACACGCUCAAACAAUGGCCAUACGAUCCAGCUACCUCCAUCGGGCCCGGCCCGCCCACCCAGAUAGUCGUCACCGGCUACGACCCCUUGACCACCGAGGCCCCCAUCUCCGCCCUCUUCUCCAGCUUCGGUGAGAUCGCAGAGAUCGAUAACAGGACCGAUCCCACCACCGGCCGCUUCCUCGGGGUGUGCUCCAUCACCUACAAGGACAGCAGGUCCCUUCGCGGCGGCUCGCCCUUCUCCGCCGCCCAGUCCGCCCGCAGAGCCUACCUCGAGUGCAAAAAGGAACAGCGCAUCGGCACCAGGCGCAUCAGAGUAGAGCUCGACCGCAACGCCGCCGCCUGCAACCGUAUCGUCUCCAAGCUGAUUGCCCUCCAGAAGCAGGAACAGCUCGCCGUCUUUGAACAGCAGAACAAGGCCGAUAACGCUGAUGCAGCCAGGAAGCCGGAUAGCAAGUCCACAGCCGUCCCACCACCGCCUCCUCCCCUCCCUUCUGCUUCUACCUCUACUCCAUCUUCCUCUGCCAUACCACCUACCGGACCCAAGGCGGAUACCAUCACCACUGCUGACACGGCCCAGUCCAAGGACAACGCCCCUCCUCCGACUGCGCCAAAGGGGCCAUCCGGCAAAUCGUCCCUGCAUCCGGCCCUGCAGCUUCAGCCUCCCGAGGGCCCUCGCGCCAUUGUCAAACCCCCUUCUCUGGUAGAGGAGACCCCCAUACUAGACCAGAUCAAACGAGACCCCUACAUCUUCAUCGCACACUGCUACGUCCCCGUCCUCAGCACAACGGUACCCCAUCUCGAAAGGCGACUGAAACUGUACGAUUGGAAGUCCGUCCGGUGCGACAACACCGGCUACUAUGUCCUGUUUGAAAACUCCCGCCGCGGGGAGCUCGAGUGCGAACGAUGCUUUCGCGGGUGCCAUAUGACCGCCCUCUUCACGUACGUCAUGAACAUGGAAUGCCAGCAGUACGGCAACCCUACAUACGAACGCAGCCCCAGCCCCGAACGAGUCAAGGCCGAACAGCAGGAAAAAUCGGAAAAGGCACGCCUCAAGCGGGAGACAGAGCUGGACGUCGAAGAAGAGAAGCGGCUGCGGGCAGAGAACAUCGAUCCGACCACCGAAGUCGUUGCCAUUGCCGUCCGUGAGCUCAGGGACAAGUUGCUCGAAGACAUCAAGACCCGUAUCGCCGCCCCGGCCCUCUACGACUUCCUCGACCCCGACAGACACCGCGCAAAGAGGCAGAAACUAGGCAUUGCUGACCCCCAGGGAAUCAAGAGACCGGCCUUCCAUCUCGAUGCCGCGUUCGGGGGGGAGAACACUACGGAGUCCCGCAACAGCCCUGCACCACCGGGCGUCGCGUCGAAGAAUGUGCUCUCCCUGCCCCGUAUCAGAAAGGCCCGUGACUUUGAACAGAACAACUCUGCCUUUGUGGAUGAGCGACGGCGUCGUCCCGUUCGCCGGAGGGAGUUCAGGCCACUCUACCACCGUCUUCAGCAGCUUCACGACGAAGACGAUUCCGACGAUGAGCAGCAGACGUCCUUCACCCGGGAUACCGAAGAACAAGAAAGUAGACCGCUCUCCCGCCUGUCCAGCGAGGCAGAUAACGAUGACGACGAACAUCUUCGCGGCUCUCUCGUGCCCAGCGUCUCUGGCUUUGGCGACUCGGGACUCGACUCCGCCGGCAUCAAGGAUGAGCUGGACGACCUCGAUCGUGAGAUGCUGGGAGAAGCAGGUGAAGAUGAACGCCUGUCGAAGAAGCGGAAACGGCUCAGCAUGGAGCUACUGGAGAUGGAGAAGCGGCGGAAGAAGGUCGACGAGCUGUUCGGCGUCGAUACCUCGCAUGUCGUUGGUGAUCUCGCUCAGGAACCGGAUGAUCUAUCCAUGAUCGUGGACUCCCAGCAGCCACUCAGCAAAGUCAAGGGCAAGAAACCGAAGAAAAAGACCAAGAAGCAACUCCUCAAGGAAAAGGAAGUGCUUAAAUUGGCUAAGCUCGAGACCGCAGCGGAAGAGGGUCUUGUUCCCAAGGUUGAUGAUAUCUCGCUUGACGUCACUCCUAUUGAAGAGUAUAUCGAAACGGAGGAGAAAGAGGAGGAGGAAGAAGAUGAAUACGAAGAGAAAUACGUCAAGCCAGAGGUAGAAUGGGGCCUAUCCACGACCGAACCCAAGGCAACGGUGGAAGAUGACGAGAGCAUCAUCCUCGAUCUCGACGGAUGGCAGAACCUGGUCAAGGAUGCAGAAGACCUUCGCUUCCUACGAGAAGCCCUACACUCCCACCCAUCCACCUUCGACAUCUCCAUCCCCAACGUCACGGCCUGGGCCUGGAACCAGAAACAGAUCAAAGCCAUCAACAGCCACGGCGCAAGGGGGCCAGUCCGCUCCGAACUCAAAAUAGAAGGCUACUACGUCCCCAACCCAACAGGCUCCGCUCGUACCGACGGACGGAAACGCAUCCUCGAGUCAGAAAAGUCCAAAUACCUGCCUCAUCGCAUCAAGGUCCAAAAGGCCCGCGAAGAGCGCGAGGCACUCGCCAAAAACGACCCGCAGGCCACCACAGAAGCAUCUCGGGUCCUGGCAGCCAAAACAAUCUCCAAAUCUACCUCCUCCAGAUCAAACAGAGUCAACAACCGCCGUCUCAUAGCCGACAUCAACGCUCAGAAGCAAGCCCUGCCCACCCAAAGCGGCGAAGGCGACGUCCUGCGCUUCAAUCAGUUGAAGAAGCGUAAGAAGCCAGUACGCUUUGCUCGCUCCGCGAUCCACAACUGGGGUCUAUAUGCGGAAGAAAACAUCACCGCCAACGACAUGAUUAUCGAGUACGUGGGUGAGAAAGUCCGGCAGCAAGUCGCUGAUAUGCGCGAACGUCGAUACCUCAAGAGCGGGAUUGGAAGCAGCUACUUGUUUCGUAUUGAUGAGAAUACCGUCAUCGACGCAACGAAGCACGGCGGCAUCGCAAGAUUCAUCAAUCACAGCUGCACCCCGAACUGUACUGCGAAAAUCAUCAAGGUCGACGGCAGCAAACGUAUCGUCAUCUAUGCCCUACGGGACAUCGAGAGAGACGAAGAAUUGACGUACGAUUAUAAAUUCGAGCGAGAAUGGGACAGCGACGACCGUAUCCCUUGUCUCUGUGGCUCAACUGGCUGCAAGGGAUUCCUCAACUAA